CAUUAGUAUCAGUCUCCGAGUCGUCUAGUAAAAAGCUGACCAUUUUUAGUGUGAGAGCAUGGUUUCAACCGGGACAUUUCUCUCUGAAAAAACUGAAAAUUUAAGUGCAUUUUUAAAUUUAUAUUUACAAUGAAAUUAGUGCCGUGAUUGCAUCAGAGGGUUGGCUGUCAGCGUUACGCGUAUCGUGUUUUCUUUUCAAAAAUUGUGUGUUAAAUUUAGAAGCAUUUUUUAGCUUAUUUUAAAACCACGAUGAAGUUAUUUCUUUAUCUUGCGGUCAUGGUGCUGUCGGUCGGUGUUGAGUGUUGGUUGCCGCAUUAUGAAGAUGACUCAUCGGAGAUUUCAUCUGAAAUUCUCAAAAAAUUGAAACGACUUUCAGCUGAGAAGCAUCCGCCCUUACCGGAACAGAAACUGCCCAAGGGUGCUCUAAAAAUUAUCCAGGUAUCGAUUCAGGCGUACCCGGGGGAGCAGUCCCCAAUUUUCGAGAACCAAGACAUACCCAGAAUACCCGCUGGCACUUUUUCAGAGGACCGACUCGUUUUGCCGAAGCAUGGUUUAACAAUGUCAGGCCACUCGCAUUUCGGGAACAUCCAACAUCGGAAAGGGCGACAGGACAAGAAGAAAUCGAAGUUCUUCUCCAAAAGUAUCCGGGAAAUCACGGUAGCGGCGAAAAUGGGUGCCCCGGACCCGAAUUCGAACCCUCGUCUGAGACACGCCAUUCUGGAGGCGAGGAAAGUAAACAUGCCGAAAGAGAAGAUAGAUGCCGCCAUCAAAAAAGCCUUGGGUAACGCUGCUAUGGAAAAUUACGAGGAGGUCCACUACGAAGCGUACGGCCCUGGCGGCACCGCGUUAAUGAUCAAGGUGCAAACGGAAAACAAGAAUCGAGUUGUGGCUUUUAUACGGAAAGUCUUCAAUCGCCGCGGCGGACAACUCAGUGAGGCGGGCAGCGUGAAACAUCUCUUCGACCAAGUGGGUCUCAUUGUCUACAGGACAAACGCAACCAAAUUCGACGAUAUCUACGAGUUGGCCACCGACCUGGACGUCAUCGAUGUCGAGGAGGACGCCGACGAAGGAAUCGCGGAGAUCACCUGCGACGUCAAGCAGUUCGGGAUUGUCAGGGACGCCCUCAUUAAGAAGCUGGGGGACCCGGAGUUGGCCCGCCUCUCGUUCAUCCCUAAGAACGUACUGGAGAUCACUGAUAAAGAACUCGUUGAUAAAAUUACGCAACUUAUGGAUGACCUCGACGAUAUUGACGAGGUCCAGUACGUCGAGACGAAUUUUACUUUGCCAAAAGAAUAAUUGGAUUACAUUUUGUAAUACACUGAAGAAAAAAAAGAAUCUUAAAUUUGCCGCCAAUAAGUAUUUCUCCUUAAAUCAAGAAUUUUUCUGGUUAAUAUAAGCUACUUUUUUGCUUAACCCGAAUAUUAUUUCUCUUGUAUCAAGAAAAAGUCAGCUUAAAGCAAGAUAAAGAAAAUUCUUGGCGGUAAAUUCAAGAAUUAUCAUGCUUGAUCCACGCUACUUUUUUUUCAGUGUAAAAAACCACUAUCUCUGGCUUUUCUGUAAAAACACCCAUUUGCGUAUAGGGAAACCAAUAGCAUUAUAUUUUGUUGCUAAAAUCAGCCGGAAAUAGUGGUUCCUUAUUGGAAAAUAGGGUCCAAUUUCUGUUUGUGUGAUCGACCCUGCGGUGGAAAUAUACACGGGAAAAAGUGUUAGGGGUUAUCCCUCAAAAUUCGUCGUUUCCAGGACGAAUGAACAUAACACCAUUUCAGGGUUGCAAAAUUGACUCAAACAAUUCCAUUUUCUACGAGAAUGUACCUGCACAGUUUUUGCUUAAAAAUUUUCUGAUAUUUCCAUGAGAUAAGAGGAAAAAUUAGUGAAAUUUUCGUUUAAAAAUAUCCAAGAUUUUCUUGGUAAAAAGACAUUUCCCGAGGAGAAUUCGGCAACAUUGAAAUUGAGUUACGUUCUUUUGUGGGACAAACGACAUAUUGUGAUACUACCCCUAUUUGUUGGAUGAUAUGGACAUUUUCGACUACUUUUGGUAGUACUGCAAUUCGAGUUUGGGUAUAGUACCGCAAUAUUUGGGAUAGUAACUUUUUUGGAAUACUGCCACAAUUCAUUGGAAAAAAUCAAGUUGGGACUCAGCCCCUAUCUCUAUUUUUCCUUGAAUAGAGCGGCUGAAGAGGAGGUAUUUGGAAAAUCAGAGCAAUCACGAAAGAGGGGCAACCAUUUGGGAAGGGGGGGACAUAUCAGAGAUAGGAGUUCGGGGAGUAAAUAAAAAAGAACUACUAAUCUCGGAUCAUAAUUUGACGUAGUUAAAUCAAAAAGAAGUAUCUUCAUUGUGACUUAAGUUCUGGUGUCCGUGUAUCCUCAUAAGUUUCAAGCUCUCAGGAUCCAAGUAAAAAUAAAGAUAGUUCAUGUUGAUUGAAAUAGUUCCAUUUUUUAAACAGAAACUUUUAUCCGAAGUACUGGAUGCAUGCUCGGAAGAAAAGUUUCUCUGCGCAAAGAAGCCUUCAUAGAAUUGAUCUCUUACAUCGAAUAAGUCUUCGGAAUUGUAAGCUUAGGGUAGAACAAUAAUUAGGGAAAUAAUAAAAAGUAUGAAAAGACAGCACACAUGUAGGAACACAAUUUUUAGUGUUUCUACUAGCAUGUAGAUAGAGUAUAAGUUAUAUUUAUUGACUGCACUCAAAAUCAAUUAUUUUAUUUGCCAACGAGAAUUCAUCCCUCUAUUCUUAGAGCUAUUACAGUUUAUCUGUCUGUUUUCCUCUUCGUACUGUUGUCCCCUAUGGACAUAUUUGACGGGCCUUCUGUACCAAAAUGUUCGUUUAACACUCCUCUGAGCAGUGGUAUCAAUGUCUCCGUUUUUUCAGGUACUGAAGUCCCUUUUCCUGGAAAUGUUCUAAUAUUUUGUAGCUAAAGUAACAAAAAAGACAUAGUUUAAAUGCAAGUUGCUUAAAA
Bemisia tabaci is the source of this 2952-nucleotide messenger RNA. The record is from RefSeq and is a predicted model, not a curated record. Lineage: Eukaryota; Metazoa; Arthropoda; Insecta; Hemiptera; Aleyrodidae.